AUGAACAUGGAGUUGGAUGAUCCAUCAGCCAAGAAAGCGAUGUUCGCUGGCACCAGCAAAGAAGCCGCGUUCGAAGACGAGUUUGCCGAAGGAUACAUUGCCCCGUCGCACUUCGUUGAAGGUGAAGACCUGCCUGUGGCCGCCGCCGUCUCGACGACGAAAGGGAAGCAAGAGGACAACGCGGUCCUGCUUCAAAUCGUGGCCCCCGCGACCAUGGGGGCUGGCUUCAGUCUCUACGUCGAGUGCGAAGGAAGCAAGUACCUCGUCAAAGUCCCCAAAGGUGGGGUGGAAGAAGGCCAGACCUUCACGGCUCACGGCCGUCCGGGGCAGACUGCCAUCACCGGAGGAUGGCGUGACGGUCUCUUCGAGUGUUGUCAUCCCAUGGAGGGAGAGUUUAGUUGCCUGGCUUGGUGUUUCACUCCUUGCGCUUUUGCGCUCCUCAUGGAUUCCCUCCGGAUGGAUUGCUUCUGUCGGCGCGACUCGGGGAUCCCCCGCCACGCGGUCUUUUAUUUCAUGUGUGCGCUGGGUAUCGUCAACACUGUUCUCUACAUCGCGACGAACCAACAAGCCUUUGAUGCGGCCUAUACGUCCCCGUACGCCACCCGCACCCAAGCACCACAGCCCGCAGAUCCUGUCCUCUCGUUGACCUUUGUGGCCCUAGUGUGGUACACGAUCUUCGUGUUCGUUGCGGUGCGAUACUUUGCCCGCCGCAAAUACGGCAUCCCAGGAAACCUUUGCUUGGAUUUCUUGGCAACCAAGUUCUGCGCCUGCUGCUCGGCUCUCCAAAUCUAUCGUCACAUGAAGUCCAGCGGACACGAGCCUGACUUGUUCCGCGCCGAAACCAAAGCAACAUUGGCCCCCCAAGCCGCGUUGGCGUCGAAGGCGUCCUUGGUCUGA
Molecule: messenger RNA, 897 nt
Organism: Seminavis robusta
Lineage: Eukaryota; Bacillariophyta; Bacillariophyceae; Naviculales; Naviculaceae
Source: the annotation of a GenBank genome assembly